GCUCGAGAUGGAUCUUUCUGUUGGAAGAGUAACACUCGCUGUGAUAACUUUAUUUUGCAUACUUUCUACACGUUUCGCAGUUGGAAAUGUCUAUUACUCACAAGAUGAAAUAUUCAAAUCGAAACUUAAUCAAAUCGAGGAAAGGAUUAUUAAACGACUAGAUGAGCGCCUAAGUGAGUUUGAACGAAGUUUGGAGCAAAAAUUCGGUCAGGAAAUGAAGGUGGAGAAUAUCAAAGCGGAUCAAAGGUUUUCAGUCAUGGAUAACACAUUGGAAUCAUUGAAGAAAGCCAUCUCUCGCAACUCCGGCGCCUACUUCGGUUGUUGCCGAUCAGUUCCCUCGGAGUAUAGCAACGUGUUCAUGAUCCGACCGAAUGGGCUGAACACUCAUCCGUUUCUGGUUUAUUGCGAACAGGACUUUUACGGCGGUGGCUGGAUUACGAUUCAGCGUCGUUUUGAUGGUAAACUUAACUUUACCCGGGAUUGGGCCGAAUAUGUCGAGGGGUUCGGAGAACCCGAUGACGAACAUUGGCUUGGUUUGGAAAAGAUUCACAAGAUAACGAGAACUGGGCGACAUGAGUUGUUGGUUCGGCUGGUAGAUUACGACGGAACUAUAAAGAUGGCGCUGUAUGAUGGAUUCGAGGUUGCCGACAAGGAUAGAAAAUACCGAUUGAGAUUGGGAACAUUCGUUAACGGACUUGCCGGGGAUUCUUUGAGCGCCAGUAGCGGUGUUAAUUUUUCCACUUAUGACCAGGACAACGACCUGCAUAAGUCCGGAUCGUGUGCCGAGUUCUAUCAAAGUGGUUGGUGGUUUGCCUCCUGCAUGAACGCGAAUCUCAAUGGGCUCUAUCAGCAGAACGAUUCCAACAACAAAACCAUGAAUUGGUUCGGGUUUCGAAACGACUUGCAGGGGCUCAAGGAAUCCACAAUGUUAAUACGCGAAAAACUGAAGUCAAACUAAAAAUGGAAUUCUCCCCAACCCCAAGUUUUCUUCGUAGCGAUAGCGUUAUAUUUUUAUAUCGUUAAUACAAACCUUACUAUUA
Messenger RNA from Uranotaenia lowii, 1040 nucleotides. Its product is annotated as ficolin-1-like. The record is from RefSeq and is a predicted model, not a curated record. Bases 8 to 958 code for a protein of 316 amino acids. Lineage: Eukaryota; Metazoa; Arthropoda; Insecta; Diptera; Culicidae. The transcript is spliced from 5 exons.